Messenger RNA from Miniopterus natalensis, 2472 nucleotides. The record is from RefSeq and is a predicted model, not a curated record. Lineage: Eukaryota; Metazoa; Chordata; Mammalia; Chiroptera; Miniopteridae.
CGGAGUGUGAUGCAGAAGUAUCUUGAGGAGAGAAACGAAAUAACCUUUGACAAGAUUUUCAAUCAGAAAAUUGGUUUCUUGCUAUUUAAAGAUUUUUGUUUGAAUGAAAUUAAUGAAGCUGUACCUCAGGUGAAGUUUUAUGAAGAGAUAAAAGAAUACGAAAAGCUUGACAACGAGGAAGAUCGCCUUUGUAGGAGUCGACAGAUUUACGACACCUAUAUCAUGAAGGAGCUGCUGUCCUGCUCGCACCCAUUCUCAAAACAAGCUGUAGACCAUGUACAGAAUCAUCUGUCCAAGAAACAAGUGACGUCAACUCUCUUCCAGCCAUACAUAGAAGAAAUUUGUGAAAGUCUUCGAGGCAACAUUUUUCAAAAAUUUAUGGAAAGUGACAAGUUCACUAGAUUUUGCCAGUGGAAAAACGUAGAAUUAAAUAUCCAUCUGACCAUGAAUGAUUUCAGCGUGCACAGGAUCAUCGGGCGAGGCGGCUUUGGAGAAGUGUACGGUUGCAGGAAAGCAGACACCGGAAAAAUGUAUGCAAUGAAGUGCCUGGAUAAGAAGCGGAUCAAGAUGAAACAAGGAGAGACCUUAGCCUUAAAUGAAAGGAUUAUGCUGUCGCUUGUUAGUACGGGAGAUUGUCCUUUCAUUGUCUGCAUGACCUACGCCUUCCACACGCCAGAUAAACUCUGCUUCAUCUUGGACCUGAUGAAUGGGGGCGAUUUGCACUAUCACCUGUCACAGCACGGGGUGUUUUCUGAGAAGGAGAUGCGUUUCUACGCCACCGAGAUCAUCCUGGGGCUGGAGCACAUGCACAACCGGUUCGUCGUGUACAGAGACCUGAAGCCCGCAAACAUCCUCUUGGAUGAGUACGGACAUGUCAGGAUAUCAGACCUCGGCCUUGCCUGUGAUUUCUCCAAAAAGAAGCCGCACGCGAGCGUGGGCACCCAUGGGUACAUGGCCCCGGAGGUGCUGCAGAAGGGGACUGCGUACGAUAGCAGUGCCGACUGGUUCUCCCUGGGCUGCAUGCUGUUCAAGCUCCUGCGAGGUCACAGCCCUUUCAGACAACAUAAAACCAAAGAUAAGCAUGAAAUAGACCGGAUGACACUGACCGUGAACGUGGAGCUUCCAGACACCUUCUCCCCGGAGCUGAAGUCCCUCCUGGAGGGUUUGCUCCAGCGCGAAGUUAGCAAGCGGCUCGGCUGUCGCGGAGGCGGCGCGCGGGAGGUGAAGGAGCACGGCUUCUUCAAGGGCAUCGACUGGCAGCACGUCUACUUGCAGAAGUACCCGCCACCCUUGAUUCCUCCCCGGGGAGAGGUGAACGCCGCUGACGCCUUUGACAUCGGCUCCUUCGAUGAAGAGGACACCAAGGGCAUCAAGCUUCUCGAUUGCGACCAAGAGCUCUACAAGAACUUCCCGUUGGUGAUCUCCGAGCGCUGGCAGCAGGAAGUCGUGGAAACCAUUUAUGAAACCGUGAACGCGGACACGGAUAAAAUCGAGGCCAGGAAGAGAGCGAAGCACAAGCAGCUGGGCCACGAAGAAGAUUACGCCAUGGGGAAAGACUGCAUAAUGCAUGGCUACAUGCUGAAGCUGGGAAACCCGUUCCUCACACAGUGGCAACGUCGGUAUUUUUACCUCUUUCCGAACAGACUGGAGUGGAGAGGAGAGGGGGACUCCCGGCAAAAUUUGCUGACAAUGGAACAGAUCCUGUCUGUGGAGGAAACUCAGAUCAAGGACAAAAAAUGCAUUUUGUUGAGGAUAAAAGGAGGGAAGCAGUUUGUCUUGCAGUGUGAGAGUGACCCGGAGUUUGUGCAGUGGAAGAAGGAGCUGACGGAGACCUUCACGGAGGCCCAGCGGCUGCUGCGACGCGCCCCCAAGUUCCUCAACAAGUCCCGGGCGGGCGUCCUGGAGCUCGCCAAGCCGCCCCUCUGUCACAGGAACAGCAACGGCCUCUGACAGCCCCGACGGGGCAGGGGGGUCCCGGGGAAGACGGGGCCUCGAGGAAGUCCACGCGGCUGUUCCCAGCCCUUGACACGGAGCCUUCGGGAGAAGGAUGAGGGUCAGAGGGUGGAUUCCCGCAUCUCCGGGGUCUUCCACCGCUGCGGAGCCCCGGGCCGCCAGGACGCGCCCAGGAGUCGUGGUGACCAGGCUCAGGCGCGGGGCUGGCCUCCCCUCCCCUCCUGGGCGCGCCCCCCCGCCUUUCCAUCUGCCCACACUGGAGGACAGCGUCGUUUCUUUGCCACGCACUCAUUUUGGUACACAUGAACCCGGAACUUGAGACGCUUGUACUUACCACUUCGAUGGGUACAUCUGAUAUCAAACAUGUCUUCGACUUGCCAAGGUGGCAUCUGCUGUCUGCGGUGUGGGGCGACGGAUCGCCCCAGUGUUGCUGUAUUUUGUCUAUAGACGGCCACUGCUGGUCUUAUAGGCCUUUGCUCCACACCCCUGGGGGAUGGGAGACCAGCCGCGUGCUGCUCC